GUACAUACUCGUGUUGACGAAUUGACUUACUUUGACGAACUGCCAGCCAGACAGUCAAGCACAAGAGGAGCACCAGUCAGAUUAAAUACGUCAAAACAACAACAGCGUCUCCUUGGGUACUCAUAAAGUGCGCUCUCCGCUCAUAUUUUGGAACGACAAACCAUCAACAACCUCCAUUGUUGAACUCACUUGUCUGAUCCUCUCAACUUACAAGCUAUCACCCACUUCGACUCAUUCUCUCUUCUCACCAUGGCAAGCGAGAAGUCUGAUACGCUUCCUAACAAGCAAGAUGCUCAAAUCAAAUCCGCGGAUAUGAGCGAGGAGAUGCAACAGGAGGCCAUUGAAGUUGCACAGCAAGCCAUGGAGCAGUUCAGCAUCGAGAAGGACAUUGCCCAGUACAUCAAGAAGGAGUUCGACAGCCGCAAGGGUGCAACAUGGCAUUGCAUCGUCGGACGCAAUUUCGGCAGCUUCGUCACGCAUGAAACCAAGCACUUCAUCUACUUCUACCUUGGACACUGCGCUAUUCUCCUGUUCAAGACUCAGUAGGACUUGACAGCUAGGAAAUAGCCGGGGGAGUCACAGCCGAGUGCUUUCCAAGCUCAAGGGCCUGACUUCCGUAUGUCAAUGACUGCAACGAAAAGCCGCAUCCCUUGUCUCGGGCGUUUAUCGUAGUCGAUCUGUAACAAACAAAUACUUCUUCAACAAAAUAUAGAAACGUACUCCUAAA
Aaosphaeria arxii CBS 175.79 is the source of this 727-nucleotide messenger RNA. RefSeq lists its product as uncharacterized. The transcript is spliced from 7 exons. Gene Ontology annotation, molecular function: dynein light intermediate chain binding; dynein intermediate chain binding. The coding region runs from base 250 to 546 and encodes 98 amino acids. Gene Ontology annotation, biological process: cilium assembly; microtubule-based process. Gene Ontology annotation, cellular component: cytoplasmic dynein complex. The record is from RefSeq and is a predicted model, not a curated record. NCBI's taxonomy places the organism in Eukaryota, Fungi, Ascomycota, Dothideomycetes, Pleosporales.